Molecule: messenger RNA, 836 nt
Organism: Culex quinquefasciatus (southern house mosquito)
Lineage: Eukaryota; Metazoa; Arthropoda; Insecta; Diptera; Culicidae
Exons: 2
Coding region: 278-769 (163 amino acids)
Source: RefSeq, a predicted model, not a curated record
CACGGACGAACGGACAUGACACCAGCAUUUUGAUUUUGAAGCUGGUCUUCUUUUUCGUCUUCUUCUUAUUUUUCUCGGCUUGCCUUCAGAACGCGAGCGCAAAUGUCAAAACAAAAUUUGUCAGUUUGCUCCACUUGACAGUUUGCUUUCAGAGUUUGAUUCAGAAUCGUUGAUUUGCGUGUUGCGUGUGUCAUGUCCGUUCGUCCGUGGACGUAGAAAAUUCAAAUAAAAUGGGACGGAAGUGCGAGGUUUCGCUUGAUCCAACAAGCGAAACGGAAUGGAGCUAGGUGCAUUUUGCGGAAGAAGAUUUCCGGAUUCGGGGUCGACCAGGCAGAGGGCUUCGAUUCGGGACCGUUCCGCAAAUUGUUGGCUGUUCAUUUCUUCCCUCCCAUGUGGCUCAGGCUGGAACAAGCCGUUUUGUGGGAGAGGAUUUACGGCAUCAUGGACCGGGCCAAGGUCUUGGAACCGUACCGCGCAUGAGGAGUGGCUGGAAUCCGAGGACGAGAUGAACGAAGACCCCACCAGCCAAGUUGCCCUUGGACAUGCGAGCGAGUUGAACGAUGACCUUGGUGGCCCAUGUGACCAGGAGGACAAAGAAAAGUGGACCGGCAACUCUAACAGUACGAUCACUCCACAUGGCGAGGACGUGUUUAACGGCAACCCGCUUGGUUCAGCAGAACUGUCUGUUUUCGUCCACGUUUGGUUGAAUUCCGAGGAGCAGUUGGAACCUGGCAGCUCGUACAUAAUCAUGAAUAGAAAAUAUAGCUGAAUAUGAUCAACCCCCUACGCCUAUUUCAAUCAACGGACGGAGCCAAAACUGAUACGUUCGCCCCGGA